Molecule: messenger RNA, 1620 nt
Organism: Aspergillus aculeatinus CBS 121060
Lineage: Eukaryota; Fungi; Ascomycota; Eurotiomycetes; Eurotiales; Aspergillaceae
Product: putative integral membrane protein PTH11-like
Exons: 6
Coding region: 466-1620 (384 amino acids)
Source: RefSeq, a predicted model, not a curated record
CUCGAUAGAAUGUUUCAUUGGCAUUGCAUCUUCCUGCCAGUCUCAAAAUGUGUUUUCUUUUACGGAAUACGCAACCACGCGCAGGAUCCUUCCAUGGUCCACUUUCUCAUCUCGGUUCCCGCUCGGUCCCGAGAAGCGGCUUGUCGGCAGUGGCAUUGGUAUGGAUCUUGAUCUAGAUCCCUGUCUCACGCCAUCUCGAAAGUGCCUUCUCCGUGAAAGCAAAACUUCGUACCUGACGGCCAGUCUCCGAGCGGGGCGCAAGGAUCGAAUGCCUGUCAGCUCGCCUCGAAGGAGCGCGAUAAUUACGAGACGAUGGGGCUUCUAGGGCCCCUAUAUGCGCGCCAGAUAUGGCAGGCUGCAGACAAAGAAUCAAAAUCUUGCAGCUCUCCCUGAUAUUCCAUAUCAACACUUUCGAUGCACAAUUAAGUCGACUGAUGCCUCUUGCCGAGCGAUUCACUCGCCAUCAUGGCCAGCCUGGAACAGUCUGCCUCGAGAGAAGCUCUUGUGAUCGUGGGUUAUGUCGUACCGAUGGCCGGGGUGCUGUUGACCACGGGAAUGAGGUUGAUGGUCAAGAUUCGAGGUCAGGAUGACAAGUUCCACAUGGAUGACUACCUGAUAAUGCUUGCAACAACAUUGGAAGUGGCAUACUCAGUGACGAUGAUGGCUUCCCUAGGUUUGGGUCAUGGUUUUGGCAAACAUACCUCCACCGUCUCGGUGAAGGACCUGAAAAUCUUCUUAAAGGGAGAGUAUGUUGCUAGUCAUCUCUACAACGUAGGUCUCGCGUCGACCAAGCUUGGUAUCCUCGCCCUAUACUACCGCAUUUUCCCUGUGCAAUGGUUAUCGAGAACAGUGAUAGGAUGCGCGAUUUUUAUCUGCCUUUGGAUAACAACUAUUGAAAUCUUCAUGGGAGUGCUCUGUCGUCCGCUAGCUGCAUUCUGGAACCCGUCUGUCAAGGGUCACUGCUUCAAUUCUUCGGCUCUGUCAUACUACAUUAACUGCUCUAAUAUGCUUACGGACAUAUUCAUCUUCGCCUUACCAAUACCCGUCAUUCUCCGGCUCCGCACGACCUCCACCAAAAAGAUUGCACUGUGUAUCAUAUUCUCUAUUGGCUUCAUCACAUGCGCCAUUAGUGCAGCCAGACUAGCUUAUGUCUUCGCACAGAACUCUAGUGACAUCACCUGGGAGGGUGUCCCCUUGGCUGUUCUAUCCGCUUUCGAAUCCUUUGGAGGCAUCCUCUGCGCCAACCUCCCGAUCAUUUACCGGCUCUUCCGCUCAGCCGCUCAGAAGAUGACCAGCCGUACUGGCAAUAGCUCGUCCGCCCCCAAGACACCUCACCGACAGUACGGAUACGGAUCGAACAUGUACGGCUCGAAAAGUGUUGGCCGAAGACCCCGCGGCGUCAGUGCAGCUAAUGAUGAACAAUGGAUUCGACUACCGAAUGGCAACCUGUCCCACGGAACAACCCAUGAGACUGGAAAUACAAUUGUGACCCAAGUACAUGAAGGCUCACACACGGAGGAGAGUGAAGAGGAUACGAUAGAGCUGGUAGUGAUGCCGAAGAAUGCAAUCACGGUUCAGAGAGAGUUCCACCAGAGCGUGGAAGAUAGCAAUUCGUCCUAA